CUUUUUUUUUUCUUUUUUAGUUUAUAGAUCUCAAACCUAUUUUAUUUUAUUUUUGGCUUCAUCGGGUUUUUGAAAGAGUAGACUUUAUUUUAAGACCCAUUGUUUGGAUCCGCGAUCUAUUGAAAUUGAAAGUUGAAACACACUUACAUUAUUACUAGACUAGACUAAAUUAGGUGCAGCCUAACAACAACAGAAGAUUCGACCCGUAUGUUUUCGGGUCGGGCAAACAGGGUAACCUAAUAAAGCGGAGAAACCAAACGAUGACGUGUGAAAGAGUGAUUGGUUAAUGACAACUUCUCUUCCGUCGUACUCCUCUUACCUUCUCCUCCUCCUUCAAUUCGAUUCCUUUCGUUCUCGAUCGGAAAAGUCAUCCCCUUUAUCUUUGCUNCAAAAAAAAAAAAAAAAAAAAACUAAAUCUUUUGUGUGUUUGUCUCCCUUUCACUUUCUUAUCAAUGUAGUAGUAAAAACUUACUCAUUCCCGUGAUCCUCUAGUAGUAGUAGUGAGAUAAACAAGUUGGGGCUCUGUCUUGAUUUCGCUAGAAGAAUUGGGGGAAAACUUUUUUAGGUGAAAGACUUCAUUUAAGUUUAGUUUUGCUUAAAUGCAGCAGCAGCUCCUCCUCCUCCUUUAUUUCUAGUUUUUAUCGAAAUUGGUGUAGUAAUCAAUCUCUUGGAACUGGUUUCAGAUUUUUAUUUAGGGAAUUGCACUUCUUUUGGGUUUUUGUGAUCCAGCGUUUAAACCAUUCUGGUGGUUGAAAAAGGGCAAUCGGAGACUUUUAGGUCAAUGUCAGCUCCACCGCGAGUUCGUUCUGUGGAUUCAUCCGACCGAGGAGAAUUCCGAUCAGUUCUUGGUCCCGCCGGUAACAAGCCCCAGCAGAAACCGUUGUCAAAGCCGGUGAAGAAGCAAGUGGCUGACAAAACUAAAAAAAACCCAACCUUUACAGCGUCGUCGUCUCCAAGUCCGACGAAGAAGACGCCGCAAUGCUCGCCUCUACUAAGCCCUUCAAUUCUGAGACGGAAUGGUAUCUCGAUGUCCGCUUCGUAUUCUUCUGACGCGUCGUCUUCUUGCGAGUCGUCGCCGUUGAGCAUGGCUUCUACUUCUAGCGGGAAGAGGGCUUUGCGCCGCCGAAAUGGGUCUGUCUCUUCUUCUUCACUGAGAAGGAAUCUUACUGAGGAGAGAGAUGAGAAGCCUUGUGGUGAUUGCUUCUCUGAUGGUCGUAAAAGAUGCGCUUGGAUCACUCCCAAAUCUGACCAAUGUUACAUUGCUUUCCAUGAUGAAGAAUGGGGAGUUCCUGUCCAUGAUGAUAAGUAUGUGAUGGUUUCUCUCUAUACCGACAUAGUUUUACUGUUUUGGGAGAUGCUCUUUGUGAUUUUCGUUAAAAUUGUUUGCAGGAAACUUUUCGAGUUAUUAAGCCUGUCUGGUGCUCUUGCUGAACUCUCUUGGAAAGACAUACUUUCCAAAAGACAAUUAUUCAGGGAAGUUUUCAUGGACUUUGAUCCAGUUGCGAUAUCUGAACUAACUAAUAAAAAUAUAACAUCCCCUGACAUUUCUACCACCACGUUACUAUCAGAGCAAAAGCUACGGUCUAUCCUCGAGAACGCAAACCAAGUUCGCAAGAUAAUAGUUGAAUUUGGAUCAUUUGACAAGUACAUUUGGAACUUCGUUAACCAGAAACCUACUCAGAGCCAAUUCCGGUACCCACGCCAAGUCCCUGUGAAGACUUCCAAAGCCGAACUGAUAAGCAAAGACCUUGUUCGCAGAGGCUUUCGCAGUGUCAGUCCAACGGUUAUUUACUCGUUCAUGCAAACAGCUGGUCUCACAAACGACCAUCUCACUUGCUGCUUCAGACACCAUGAUUGCAUAACAAAGGACGAGACUGGUAAUUAAAGAAAAUCCAAGAGAGCAUAGUUUAACAAUGUACUGCUUAGAAUGCUGUGUUUGCAUUUGUACAGAUGUUUUUGUUGUCAAGCUAGGAGGAGUUUCUAAGCCGAAUGUAUUGGAGAUUGUAUGAAAAGGAUUACAUGUUACAUUUUCAGUAUCAAUGGAUUAUAAUCUACUCUCUCUC
Molecule: messenger RNA, 2063 nt
Organism: Camelina sativa (false flax)
Lineage: Eukaryota; Viridiplantae; Streptophyta; Magnoliopsida; Brassicales; Brassicaceae
Source: RefSeq, a predicted model, not a curated record